AUGUCGGACUUUGAGGAUGAGAUGGACGUUGAUGUCCCUGCCCCUUCCAAGGACGUUGUCUUUUCAGCCGAGACAUCAAAGGGCAAGCGGAGCGCUGCCAAUCUGCCCGUAGAGGCUGAGGAUAGCUUGCCUUGGGUUGAAAAGUACCGCCCAAACACCCUCGAAGAUGUCUCGGGCCAUCACGACAUCCUGGCCACAAUCAACAAGUUUGUCGACACCAACCGCCUCCCCCACCUCCUCCUCUACGGCCCUCCAGGCACCGGCAAGACAUCCACCAUCCUCGCCCUCGCGCGCCGCAUCUAUGGCGCUGCAAACAUGCGCCAGAUGGUGCUCGAGCUUAACGCCUCGGAUGAUCGUGGUAUCGAUGUGGUGCGUGAGCAGAUCAAGACUUUUGCCAGUACCAAGCAGAUCUUCUCCCUUGGGGGAGCGUCAGCCCGCGCGGGCGCUGGGUUUAAGCUCAUCGUCCUGGAUGAGGCCGACGCCAUGACGAGUACGGCCCAGAUGGCUCUGCGACGUAUCAUGGAAAAGUACACGGUCAACACGCGGUUCUGCAUCAUCGCCAACUAUGCCCACAAGCUGAGCCCUGCUCUGCUGAGUCGCUGCACGCGCUUCCGCUUCAGCCCUCUCAAGGAGGCGGACAUUCGGGUGCUGGUAGACAAGGUGGUGGAGGAGGAGCAUGUCAAGAUUGGCGGCGAGGCGGUGGAUGCGCUGGUGAAGCUGAGCAAGGGCGACAUGCGACGGGCAUUGAACGUGCUACAAGCUUGCCAUGCGUCAAGUACGCCGCUACGACCAAAGGAUGCUCCUAAGAUCCCUGAUAGUGAGAUUAAGCGGGACAACAUCACAACAGAAACAAUCUACAACUGCAUCGCAGCGCCACCUCCAGACGCCAUCAAGGAGAUCCUGUCGACGCUGCUUAACACAUCAGAUGUGACAAGCUGUCUGACCACCAUCAACUCUCUCAAGGUGUCGCUGGGUCUCGCGCUGGCUGACAUCAUCACCGCGCUGUCUGAAGAGCUGACAAAGCUUGAAGUAAGCCCAGAGGUGAUGAUCACAUGGCUGGAUGGUCUGGCCGACAUCGAGCAUAGAGUGGCCGGUGGAAGUAGCGAGGCCAUCCAGACGGGUGCGGUUGUUGGUGUUGUCCGUAGCGGAGUCGAGUUGAUGAGCCGAUGA
This is a messenger RNA of Fusarium keratoplasticum, 1170 nucleotides long. RefSeq lists its product as uncharacterized. The coding region runs from base 1 to 1170 and encodes 389 amino acids. Lineage: Eukaryota; Fungi; Ascomycota; Sordariomycetes; Hypocreales; Nectriaceae. Gene Ontology annotation, cellular component: Rad17 RFC-like complex; Ctf18 RFC-like complex; Elg1 RFC-like complex. The transcript has 3 exons. The record is from RefSeq and is a predicted model, not a curated record. Gene Ontology annotation, molecular function: DNA clamp loader activity; ATP binding; ATP hydrolysis activity. Gene Ontology annotation, biological process: DNA repair; DNA-templated DNA replication.